AUGGCCUCUCCGUCAAGUAACUUGGACUUCCCACAUUUUUCUCCACCGCCACCUCCUCAUUUCGUUCCACCACGUUCGCCAGACCACCACUCUACAGUUAUAGUUAUUGUGUUUGUCUCAUUUGGCUGUCUCUGCUUCCUAGCAUUUCUGGCAGUCGCUCUUUUUUGCUUCAUCAAGAAGUGGAAGAAGAAGAAGACGGUACAGGAAACUGAUUUCAUACGUACUGAUGAACAUUUAAAGAUCAAGGAGGCCAUUGUUCACGGCCCACAUGGACAAGACGCUGUCACGCUAUCAAUUGAUGAUGAUGUGCAUGUUGAUGAACUGAUCAGGAAGAAUGAAGUUUUUGGUGAAGGUAGGCAUGCUAAAUCUGCACAUAACCAACCUAACCUUCCUAUUACCAUUGAGGAGGUGCCAUCUCCUUCCAGUUCAAGUCAGCACCAUCUCGAGCACAAAUCUUGA
Cornus florida is the source of this 459-nucleotide messenger RNA. Its product is annotated as protein TRACHEARY ELEMENT DIFFERENTIATION-RELATED 6-like. Lineage: Eukaryota; Viridiplantae; Streptophyta; Magnoliopsida; Cornales; Cornaceae. The coding region runs from base 1 to 459 and encodes 152 amino acids. The transcript has a single exon. Gene Ontology annotation, biological process: plant-type secondary cell wall biogenesis. The record is from RefSeq and is a predicted model, not a curated record.